Molecule: messenger RNA, 1186 nt
Organism: Macadamia integrifolia
Lineage: Eukaryota; Viridiplantae; Streptophyta; Magnoliopsida; Proteales; Proteaceae
Exons: 1
Coding region: 221-937 (238 amino acids)
Source: RefSeq, a predicted model, not a curated record
GAGAAUUAAAGCGGCAACCCAAGCAGUAAAAGCACCUGUCGACGAGUGUCACUCUAGUCUCUCCGGCUCUGAAAGCUCUCUCCCGCGGAUCUCCACACCCAUUCUCUCUCUAUUCGUUUCAGUCUCUGGUUCUCUUUCUCUCUCUAUCGAUCGAUCGAUUCGUUAUGGAGACGAAAACGAAAUAUCGUGUGAGUCUCCUCUUUCAGUGACGUGUUAAGCCAUGGAACCUAACGGCGUUUCCGCUUUUCGUCACGAUAAGUCUCCAUCGUCGGAGCGUUUUCUUGAAUUAUUCUCUCAGCCUAUAUCGGAAAAUGGAAGCGGUGAUGUCGCCGGCGCUGGUGAUGAGCUCGACGAAGACGAUGUGUUCUGGACCGGCGACUUCUCUGAACCGAAGCGGAAGCAUCAGUUUGAUCAUCCGUCCAUCAUUACGGCUCGCCGGAACAACUCGAUGGGUUUCCGGAAACCAGACAACUUCGGCAUCCUGGCGGCAUUGCCGGAGGUCGACAAUAAACGGACGUUUGGGGACCGUCAAUUUUUGUACCGAAAAGCUUCAGUUUCUCCUUCUCCUUCUUCGUCGUCGUCGUCAACUUCAUCGUCUUCGCGGAUGAUUCCAACGAUUCCAAAACCUCCUCAAAGCAUUAUGGAGAGAGAGCGUUCGAUGUCAGUACCUGCCGGGAAGUUCCAUCAGUCGGCUCCGGUGAACGUUCCUGUGAUGCCGAAGUGGGCAGCCAGCGGAAGGAAUCGAGCUGUUUUGGAUGAGGAUGAUGACAAGGGAGAGGAUGAAAUGCUACCGCCUCAUGAGAUUGUUGCCAGGGGUUCUGCAAGAUCGUCGAUGACGACCUUUUCGGUUCUUGAAGGCGUCGGGAGAACUUUGAAGGGGAGAGAUCUUCGUCAGGUUCGAAAUGCUGUGUGGCGGAAAACAGGUUUUCUUGAUUGAGGAUUGGAAUUUUUACUCUUAUUUCUUUCUCUGUCCUUAUAAUCCUGUUGGUAGACUUUUUUUUAAUCGUCCCAUGUUUCAACUUGGAAGUGUUUUCCUUUAUUUCUCACCAUGAUCGAGGGCAAGAUGAAUAUAGUUUGAUUCACUUGAUUCAGAAUAAAGUGACUCGCAUCUUACAAUUAUAUGGACGUGAUUGUAUUUUUUGGGGGGCUCUCUUGAACUUGAAUUUGAAUUUGAUUUUUAUUGAAA